Emys orbicularis (European pond turtle) is the source of this 996-nucleotide messenger RNA. RefSeq names its product melanocortin 4 receptor (gene MC4R). Gene Ontology annotation, cellular component: plasma membrane; cytoplasm. Gene Ontology annotation, biological process: regulation of metabolic process; adenylate cyclase-activating G protein-coupled receptor signaling pathway. The record is from RefSeq and is a predicted model, not a curated record. Gene Ontology annotation, molecular function: melanocyte-stimulating hormone receptor activity. NCBI's taxonomy places the organism in Eukaryota, Metazoa, Chordata, Testudines, Emydidae. The transcript has a single exon. Bases 1 to 996 code for a protein of 331 amino acids.
AUGAACAUCACACGCCACCAUGGCAUGCACCAGCCUCUGCGCUUCUGGAACCACAGCUAUGGAUUGCAUGGUGGUGCCAAUGAGUCAAGUGGAAAAGGUUACUCCUCUGGGGGGUGCUAUGAGCAACUUUUUGUGGCCCCCGAAGUGUUUGUGACUCUGGGCUUCAUAAGUUUAUUGGAGAACAUUUUGGUCAUUGUGGCAAUAGCCAAGAACAAGAAUCUGCAUUCACCUAUGUACUUUUUCAUCUGUAGUCUGGCAGUGGCUGACAUGCUAGUGAGUCUGUCAAAUGGAUCAGAAACCAUUGUAAUCACCCUGUUAAACAAUACAGACACUGGUGCACAAAGUUUCACCGUAAACAUUGACAAUGUCAUUGACUCGGUGAUUUGCAGUUCCUUACUUGCAUCCAUUUGCAGCCUGCUUUCAAUAGCUGUGGACAGGUAUUUUACCAUCUUUUAUGCUCUCCAGUACCAUAACAUUAUGACAGUGAAGCGUGUAGGGAUCAUCAUAACAUGCAUCUGGGCUGCUUGCACGGUUUCAGGCAUUUUGUUCAUCAUUUACUCAGACAGCAGCGUUGUCAUCAUCUGUCUUAUCAGCAUGUUCUUCACCAUGCUAGUUCUCAUGGCCUCCCUCUAUGUCCACAUGUUCAUGCUGGCCCGACUGCAUAUCAAAAAGAUUGCAGUUCUUCCAGGGACGGGCACCAUUCGUCAAGGUGCCAACAUGAAGGGGGCCAUCACUUUGACCAUCUUGAUAGGGGUUUUUGUUGUGUGCUGGGCCCCAUUUUUCCUCCACUUGAUUUUCUACAUCUCCUGCCCCCACAACCCAUAUUGUGUAUGUUUCAUGUCCCACUUUAACUUGUACCUCAUUCUCAUCAUGUGCAAUUCCAUCAUUGAUCCCCUUAUCUACGCAUUCCGGAGUCAAGAGCUCAGGAAAACCUUCAAGGAGAUCAUUUGCUGCUGUUGUCUGCGAGGGCUUUGUGACUUGUCUAACAAAUAUUAA